AUGAAUGCCAUGAUCAUGUCACAUUCGUUACAUAAUGUACUCACAAGCUGGGGGCAAACUAACAGCUCCACACUGAAGCCACUAGCAACCCUGUACAAACAAACCCUCAAAGUACUGGACCAGAAACCUAACCGCUCCCAUCACUGUGCCAUCCUCAACAAGUGUAACAUCCUGAGUUGGGAAGAUUUAAUAAAAUAUAAGAACAUCUUCCUGGUGUACAAAAUCCUGCGUAACUUACCCAGACACCAUCUUUUGACUCAUGUCCACAUUCUCUCCUUUCAGGACAGUGUCCAACCAGUGAUAAUAAAGGAGGAAGGACUGGACGCGUUGGCCGACCAGGCGUCCUCUGACUCCGGUCAGUACAGAGAAGAGCCGGGCCAGGACAAUGACGACGACCCAGACUACCAGAUGGAGCCAGACGAUCCAGAUGACGGUGACCCAGGAUUAACUACCAGACCUAGACGUGUUGUUAAGCCAAAGUCCCUACGAGGUAGAGCGAAGAAGGAGAACCAGAACCAGCAGCCUCUGAGCUGCAGACUCUGCAGGAAGACGUUCACCAAGCUGCUGCACCUGAAGGCCCACCAGGCUGCGCACGGGACCAACGCAGAGAAGCCUUUCUGCUGCUCUCAGUGUGGCAGAGGCUUCUCCUUCCAGCGGAGCCUCAACGCUCACAUGCUGCUUCAUACAGGUGAGAGACCACACACCUGUGAUGUUUGUGGGAAGGGCUUCACUCUGAAGCAGCUGCUGAGGAACCACCAGCGCCUGCACGCCGAGGUCCGGCCGUUCUGCUGUGAGCAGUGCGGGAAGAGCUUCUACCGAGCACACGGCCUGAAGAUGCAUCAGAUGGUACACACGGGGGAGCGGGCCUACAACUGCCAGUACUGCAACAAAAGCUUCACCAUCCAAGGAAACCUGCAGCGCCAUCUGCGCAUCCACACAGGGGAAAAGCCCUUCAGGUGUGAGACUUGUGGCAAGAGCUUCAACCAGGCGGACACUCUGAAGGGCCAUCAGCGGAUCCACACCGGGGAGCGCCCCUUCAGCUGUGAGACCUGCGGCAAGUGUUUCAUCCAGAAGAGUGCCCUGAAGAUGCACCAGAAGACCUCCCACCCAGGCUCCAGGGAGAGGUCUCUGGCCUGCGUGGCGUGCAGCACCACGGUGACCUGCGUGGACUCGCUCCGGAAACACCUCCAGACCCACGCGGCCACCAUCCCCUGUACGUGUGUGAUCUGUGGCCGGCGGCUCAGCUCCAUCACAGACCUGCGCUCUCACCAGCAGCACCACACGGUGGACCGGCCGCACAGCUGCGGGCUCUGUGGGAAGAGCUUCAAGUCGUCCAGUUACCUGAAGAUUCACCUGAAGACGCACAGCGGGGAGAAGCCCUUCUCCUGCGACAUCUGCGGACGCAUGUUCACACAGCACAGCAGCCUUAAAUCACAUCAGUUCGUCCCACCAGGAGAGAAAGCCGUUCAGCUGCGACACAUGUGGGAAGUGUUUUAGCAACACAGGAAACCUGAACAGACACCAGCGCAUCCAC
Notothenia coriiceps (black rockcod) is the source of this 1534-nucleotide messenger RNA. RefSeq names its product zinc finger protein OZF-like. The record is from RefSeq and is a predicted model, not a curated record. Lineage: Eukaryota; Metazoa; Chordata; Actinopteri; Perciformes; Nototheniidae. The transcript is spliced from 5 exons. Gene Ontology annotation, biological process: regulation of transcription by RNA polymerase II. Gene Ontology annotation, molecular function: RNA polymerase II transcription regulatory region sequence-specific DNA binding; DNA-binding transcription factor activity, RNA polymerase II-specific. Gene Ontology annotation, cellular component: nucleus. Bases 1 to 1497 code for a protein of 498 amino acids.